AUGGAACAAUCAGAUAUAAGACUGGUUAUAGAUCUUCCGACGCAGUUGGCACAUUUUAAUGAGGUGGUUCAAUUGUUGGAGAAUAAAUUAGGGCAAAAACAGGCACAACAACUCGUCGCUGAUGCAGUAUACAUGUUUAGCACUGGAAGUAAUGAUUAUGCUUUCCCUUACCUUUCCAAUCCUAAGUUUCCAUUUCCAAAGGAAGAAUUUUCAGAGAUGGUUUUGGGUAAUUUUACUGCUAUUUUAAAGGAAAUUUACAACAAAGGAGGGAGAAAAUUCACAAUAUUUACGUUGCCUCCAGAAGGUUGUUCCCCUGGUGGAAGGGCAUUUAACGAACAAUUAAAUGGUACAAGUGGUGACUGCAUGCAAGAACUCAAUGGCCUAUUGCAAAUGCACAGUUCUGCUCUUCCCCAAAAGCUCAACCAACUACAACAGAAUUUGACUGGAUUUAACUAUACAUUAUUUGAUCUUUUCAAACUCUUUACUGAAAGAAUUGAUAACCCUUCCAAAUAUGGUUUUAAAGUAUCAAUAGAAGCAUGUUGUGGUACAGGUCAAUUUAGAGGAAUUAAUAGUUGUGGAGGUAAAAGGCAAGUGAAAGAGUUUGAGUUAUGUCCAAAUGCGACAGAUCAUGUGUUUUUCGAUGCCAGUCAUCCCACAGAAGAAGCCAACAGGCAAUUUGCUGAACUAUUAUGGAAUGGAACGACGGAUGUCAUUGCACCUCACAAUCUUAAAUCUUUUUUUCUAAUGUAACUUAGUAUUGGGAUAUAUUAGGGUAAAUUUAGUAUAAACCUUCUUGUAUUCUGAAUAAGAUGAUUUUCAUUA
This is a messenger RNA of Nicotiana attenuata, 822 nucleotides long. RefSeq names its product GDSL esterase/lipase 1-like. Gene Ontology annotation, molecular function: hydrolase activity, acting on ester bonds. The coding region runs from base 1 to 750 and encodes 249 amino acids. The transcript has 4 exons. NCBI's taxonomy places the organism in Eukaryota, Viridiplantae, Streptophyta, Magnoliopsida, Solanales, Solanaceae. The record is from RefSeq and is a predicted model, not a curated record.